This is a messenger RNA of Cannabis sativa, 2319 nucleotides long. RefSeq names its product protein FAR1-RELATED SEQUENCE 5-like. The transcript has a single exon. Gene Ontology annotation, molecular function: nucleic acid binding; zinc ion binding. The coding region runs from base 1 to 2319 and encodes 772 amino acids. The record is from RefSeq and is a predicted model, not a curated record. Lineage: Eukaryota; Viridiplantae; Streptophyta; Magnoliopsida; Rosales; Cannabaceae.
AUGGAGGCCGAGUCUCAAGCAGAGAACAUGAAUGAGGAACAAACCUACGAAUGGGAAAGCAUAACAACAGAGCUAAACAUCACAAAACCAGUGAAUGAGAUUCAAAUAUGUGACGUCCUAGGCAAGAGUCUCGACAAACUGGGAAAAUGGGAAGCAUUCUACGAAAUGUAUGCGAAACGGAUGGGUUUCGGCACAAGAAAAGAUGAUGUACGACGUUCUCACGGAGUCAUCGUAAUGCGCGAGUGGGUUUGUUGUUCCGAGGGUUACAAAAGAAUCACAAUAACGGAAACACAAAGAAAAAAGAGACCUCAUGAUGUCACUAGAACCGGAUGUCAGGCAGCAUUACGUAUUUUACUCACACAACCGUCUAACACUUGGAAAUGCAAAGAGUUCAGCACAAUACACAAUCACGACCUCGCUUCAUCAAGUGAGGUACAAUUUUUGAGAUCAUACCGAGUAGUGUCCGAUGGCUUGCUUGCCCAAGUUAGGUCGAUGAACUCAGUUGGAAUUAAAACUGCCAACAUAAUGUCUCAUGUUGCUUUGCAAAGUGGAGGUUACGAGAGAAUGCCAUGUCAACUUCGAGAUGUCUACAACAGGGUUGCUGGUGCCAAGCGAGAAGAAAAGAUAGAGACGGACUCGGAAGGAGCGUUGGGAUUUCUUGAUUGUCUCGCAGAGAGGGAUCCAAAUUUCUUCGUUGUAUAUCAGGUGGACGAGGAGAAUCGAUUGGCUAACUUAUUUUGGGCAGAUGGAAACUCACGUGUCGACUAUGUGGCUUUUGGGGAUGUACUAGGGUUUGAUACCACCUACAUGACAAAUGAGUACAAUAAGCCUCUCACUGUUCUCAUUGGCGUAAACCACCAUUUCAACACAUGCAUCUUCGGGUUCGCUCUACUCCUCCACGAGAAGCUUCCAUCCUAUCGUUGGCUACUUCAAAAAUUUCUCGAAUGCCAUGGAGAUAAGAAGCCAAAUGUUGUAGUUACUGACCAAGAUGUGGCCAUGAAACAGGCCAUCAUGGAACACAUGCCUGAUGUGACACACCGUCUAUGUGCUUGGCAUCUCAAUACAAAUGCUUCCAAAAAGGUUAAAGAUCCGAUCUUCUUGAAAAUGUUUAAAGAUCUAAUGUACAACUACUACGAGGAGGAGGAUUUCGAAGCAAGAUGGUUAGACGUCGUCGAAACCCAACAACUAACAGAUAAUGAAUGGUGCCAAACAACAUUCGACACAAGAAAACAGUGGGCAGAAACUUAUUUAAGGGGUUCAUUCGUUGCAGGAAUGAGAACCACACAACGUUGCGAAUCGAUCAACUCAGCCCUAAAAAAAUUUUUAGAGAAGAAUUAUUGCUUGCGUGAGUUCGUAACAACCAUAGAUAUGACAGUCUCAAAGCUCAGACACAACGAGACUGCAAAUGACUUCAAAAGCAGAUGCACUCGACCUCACCCACCUAAUCCUACAUGCUUGACCACGUACUACAACCAAUGUGCUGAAUUCUACACAAGAACUAUGUACCACAAGGUUGCUGAGCAGCUUGAUUUAGAGAAUAAUUAUUUUGUCAUAAGUGAGGAGCAAGAAGGAGAGUGGCAGAUAUACACCAUUGGAAAGUUUCAGCAUCCGGAAGUCCGAUACCGAGUUCAUUACUGUGAAGGCCAACGAGCACUACACUGUAGCUGCAUGCUAUAUGAAAGUCAGGGGUACCCUUGUAGACAUUUAUGGGCUACAAUGAAAAGAUUAAACAUCAGAAGAAUACCUAAUACUCUUCUCAUGAAGCGAUGGAGCAAAUCCGCGAAGACAAAUCUCCACCUACAUUUUAACCCCCCGGCCCAAGAACAACAACACAUUUAUGAGAUGGCUAGGUUUGGAUCUCUCAGCUCAUUAACUUAUAACUUGACUUUCUAUGCAGCAAAAACAGAGGAUUCGUACACGCGUGCAAAGGAAGAGAUUGAACGGCUAACUCUAAUGUUCAAGGAAGAAUUUGAGAUGAGUUCCAAUCCAGAAGGACAGACGCCACAACCUGGAAGAUAUCGUAACAACCCCAACAUUAUUAAAGACCCUGAAGUUGUGAGAACAAAGGGUACGGGAAAUCCAAGGGAAGGACCGAACGGGGAGCAGAUCCCAAGAAACUCAAGACAUUGUCGCAUUUGUCGCUCAUCAGGCCAUGAUUAUCGGCGGUGCCCAAACCGUCAACAGAAUACUGGAUCUCAGGGGCAACAGUCAGCACACAAUCAACCAACAACUGACUCAUUCAAUGAACACUCCAACGCGUAUUUCCCUGAACCGCCUUCCUCCACACAAGAAUCAUACUAUGGUCAUUCAUAUAUAUAA